Molecule: messenger RNA, 5994 nt
Organism: Dendroctonus ponderosae (mountain pine beetle)
Lineage: Eukaryota; Metazoa; Arthropoda; Insecta; Coleoptera; Curculionidae
Product: BMP-2-inducible protein kinase
Exons: 12
Coding region: 242-4018 (1258 amino acids)
Biological process (GO): protein phosphorylation; positive regulation of Notch signaling pathway; regulation of clathrin-dependent endocytosis
Cellular component (GO): cytoplasm
Molecular function (GO): protein serine/threonine kinase activity; ATP binding; AP-2 adaptor complex binding
Source: RefSeq, a predicted model, not a curated record
ACCGAUGUCAAAACUCACCAAUUACGAAUCUCUAAUCUAAAUCGCCAGUUGUCAAUAGUGAAUGUGAAUCUAUCAGAUUUAAUAAGUCCCAAGACUUUAUUUAAUUUUUGCCAAUAUAAUCUGAAGUGUUUGGCCAAAAAUGAAUGGCAGUUCUAUAAAGCCGCAUUAGUCCACUGCACAAUCAUCAUACAGGUUUUCGAAAUCUGAUGAGUCUAUUCGCAUUCAACCCCAAAUUGUCGACAUGAAGAAACUAUUUUCAAAAAUUGAAAAAAAUAUUGACACCACAUCAAAAGAAACAAAUACCGCUAUAGGAAAAGUGUUUAAAGUAGGAAUACACACAGUUCAAGUCGAAGAUGUAUUAGCUGAAGGUGGGUUUGCAAUUGUCUACCUCGUAAGAACCCACAUUGGGGGAGUCUCAAACAGAGCAGCUCUUAAACGCAUGUAUGUUAACAAUGAGCAGGAUCUUAACGUUGCUAAGCGUGAGCUUCAAAUAAUUAGUAGUCUAAGCGGUCAUAAAAAUAUUGUUGGCUACAUCGACUCCUGUUUAGUUUCCCUUGGUGGAGGAGUAUCUGAGGUUUUGCUCCUCAUGACUUACUAUCGUCAAAACUUAUUGGAUAUUAUGAAAGAGCGCGGUAAACCAGAUUUUAGCGAGAGUGAAGUCUUAUCUAUUUUCUGUGAUAUGUGUGAAGCUGUAGCGAGACUACAUCAUUGCAAAACACCAAUAAUGCAUAGAGAUUUAAAGGUCGAAAAUGUCUUGAUAGAUGGUGAUACUUGUUUACUGUGUGAUUUUGGAUCGGCCACUUCUAGAGUAUUAAAUCCAGCCGAAAAAGGCGUACCAGUGGUGGAAGAAGAAAUAAAAAAAUAUACUACUUUAAGUUAUAGAGCACCCGAAAUGGUAGAUAUGUAUUGCGGAAAACCAAUCACUACAAAGGCUGAUAUAUGGGCGUUAGGAUGUAUGUUGUAUAGAAUUUGCUUUUAUACGUUGCCAUUUGGCGAGAGUACAUUGGCGAUACAGAGUGGUAAUUUUUGCAUUCCAGAUAAUUCACAAUUUUCAAAGGGCCUACAUCAACUAAUUAGAUAUAUGUUAGAACCAGAUCCCGAUAAUAGACCUGAUAUUUAUCAAGUAAGCUGUGUGGCUUUCGAAUUACUGGGGAAACCCAACCCGGUGAAAAAUUUCAAAAAAGAAGUGAAACCUAACAUUGAAGAACUACCAGUGCCUCUGUUUGAUUCGGAGCAAAAACGGGCUAGUCAACUAAAAGUUCAGAGCACUAAAGCACUUACGGCAACGCCCACGGUCGAAGGCACCAGUGUUAUGCCGAGACAGCGACCAAAAGGAAAUACCACAACACCACUGAAACUUAACAGCAUUCCUUUAAGCAUCAGUUCUAGCCCAAGCGCGUCUAAAAAAGCUCAAAGUUCCCAAAGUCCCACUUCCCAGGUUAACGUUCCUGCCUUUCAACCACAGUCCGCAGGUAAUCCUAGUGCGUUUUCCAAUCCGCCCGUUUUCCCGGAUUUCAGACCCGAUAGUUAUUUUCCACCUGCGCAAGGCGAGGAACUACCUCCUCAGCAACUCGAUUCCUUGUUUCAGUCUUCCAUUUACCCUGAUCCUUUCCGAGACGACCAUCAUUCUAAUGAGCAACUAUCAAUUACUACUGACAAUAAUGGAAGUAAAACUGAAAGCUUUGUAGUGCAAACUGCUGUUAAUGUCGUUUCACCAGUUGCUGCCGAUAUUUCACUUUUUGGAUCAGGAAGUUUGGGUCGUGGGAUGAGCCCUUUGAAAAGUGGUUUAACAGAGUCUACUAGUAUGAUAGAAAGCAGUACACCUCCUGCAUCUCCCUCAUUAAGUGUUCCGAAGGGACACCGGCGCAACAUGAGUGAUACCACGGCAUUUAAUAAGGCAUUUGCCACUGAAACUACACAAUUCCUGGCACCAUUUGAGUCGUCAAUGAAAUCUAAAGCCCGCGACUCACCAACUCAAUCUUGUGGUGAGGAUGCUGUGAUUGCACCUAUGGGAAGUUCCGCGUCGACCACUGAUGUUAGUCAUGUUAUUGGAGCUGAUAGUCGGUCAUUGUCUGCUGAUGUUGCAAGUUGGAAUCCUUUCGAAGAAAGCACGCCCUUUAGUCAAAUGACUGAAGAUCACAUUUUUGGAGCUGAAUUUGAUAAAAUUCGGCAAGGAACGGGAAGUCAAAACAGUAUUCAUGAUGCAAAGUCUAAUGAAAGUCUUGUUAUGCAAGAGGACCCUUUUGGAGCAGCACCAUUUAGUUUCCCAUUAAAGUCACGAGAAAAGACUCACAAGAGACUACAUUCAACAGUUUCCUCAUCAUGUCGAUUAGAUAUACCGGAACCUGUUAUAGAAGAAAAAUUAGAAAUCCUUGCCACCUUCGAUUACUCAUCCGAAUCUCGUUCAAUUUCACACGUUUUUUCAGAAGGAGACGUCCCAUUGAUUGGGACAACCGAAACGGAAAGUGACAACGAGAUUUCGCCGUCGUGCAAAAAAGUGCAACUACCUUUAGAAUUGCCGUUAGAAGACCACAGGAAUAAAUACGAAAAACUUAUACACGGACUGGAUUUCAGUUCCGAUAGCAGUGAACGAGAGGAGAAAAUUAAACAGGACAAAGUAAAAAAAAAGAAGAAAACCACUAUACCGGAAAAGCUACAACAUGUAUACAAAACUAUGGAAAUACCGAUUAAAAACUUCCGCUCAGAGGACAGGCAGCAUAAAUGUAAGAAAAAACGAGCAGACAAAAAUUCGUCCAAUGCUGAAGUGGAUUCUGAUGAUUCAAUUGGAUCAGCUAGUGAUCUCAAAGCCGAUGACGAUCAGAUCGAAAUUGGCGAAGAAGCCAAAGAGGACAUUAAAAGUGAGAAUGUCAGCGAGGAUAUACAAACAUGCGGUUCUUCCGCGUAUCAUGCAGAGUGUGAAAGCAUGGCGACACACGACGAUGGUAUUAGUCGGGUGGUUAGAUCGAAAAAGAAAGCGGAAAUUAAACUAGUCGAUCAGCAGGAAAAUGAAGAUAUGAAUUUCAUAGGACAUCAGUACGGUGAAAAACCGCUUCUCGCAGACGACGAACUUGAUUCUGAUUAUGAGGUCCUAGAAAAUAUCAAGUGGGAUAUUGAAAAGAAUACGACUAAAAAAGAAUGCCUGUGGAUGGCUCCCUCAAGUAGCUUCGAAGAGGCUUCGGAUGUAUUCAGUUUAGCUCCGUUUGGCACACCAAAAUUUACAAAAAUCAGUUUAGAUCAGGCUGUGCCAUUAGCAGAAGUUAAUCUCCGUUCUAGUGUAAGUGCUGAUCCAAACAAAACUCAUGAUUUUUCAAUAGUAUCGGAAGCACCAAGAUCUCUAAAUCCUUUUUUGUCCUGUGAAUAUUCCACAUCUAGUUUGCCACGUAGCUAUAAUUACGAUAACUCCCCAAAGUUCACACAUACAGAUGUACUCUCUCAUUCCAAAUCGGCUUGUUCGCAAAGGAUUGAUUUUGGAUCCAGCUUUAGUAAUAAGGUGGGCAGUAAUUCGGAUAGUUUGCUGGGUGAAUUUUCCGAAAAAUUGAAUACUGUUGAAACCACUCAAGAUUCAGAAUUUUUAGUAGAUCUCUCCAACAGCAGUAGCGACAAUUUUCCUAUUCUACGCACAACACCUGCUUCAGUAUUUGCCUCGUUACCCGAUGCAAAUGAGAAAAGAGAAUCACCGAAAGUAACACUUUGGAAAGACAAGAAAAAAGAAAAAGACAUGAAAUCAAAAUAUCAAUUAUUUAAUGACAUUGACUCCGCGGAUUGUAGCUUUAGAACCCCAAAGAAUCUCAAACAGGCUAAAGCAACGAGCAAUUCCGGUAAAAAAUCCAGCAAAUCAAAGAAAAGUUCUGGCAAGGUCUUAAUGGAAGAAGGCUUUAGCAACAUGAGCUUUGAAGACUUUCCGUCUGAUGAUACAGAAGUGAUUUCAAAUUCUGAAUUGCCGUUUGAAGUAUUACGGAGUCCGGAGGAAGAUAUUCGCAGAUCAAAUGGAAAGCGAGUUGCAAAUCCAUUUUCUUGAAGCAAAACGUUUGAAACCGAUCACUCUAUAAAAAUGUUUGAAGGCGAAAUAAACCACAGAAACUUUUAAUUGAUGAUAUUAUAAUUGGAGUUUUAAUAGAAAGAUUGAUAUUGUUGCUGUCCCGAUUAGUGGUUACAGAUUUUUUCAAUAAGAAUCUCAAUGUUUUCUAUGUACACAAUAAUACAUACACUCUGUAUAGUUACACGAUAGUUAAUUUCGUAAAUUCUAACUAAUUCCGCUGAAAGAGUGUAACAAAUAAAAAUAUAAACAUCACAAUAGACUCUUUCGUUAAGAUGAUAUAACAUAAAGUACAGUAAGUCUACUUAAGCUGUAGCCAUAUAGAAGAAAAUAAAUACUAUUUUCAAAUUAUUCUGCAUGGUCUAAAACCUAAAAAACAACAAACAGAAACUAAUGUUGAUUGAUGUUGCUCAAAACAACGAAUGUGGCUCAAGAGUAAAGUAGCUUUUUGUAACAAUAUCGCAAAAAGUUGAUCUGAAUUGAAAAAAGAAAGUUAAAUUGUAAUUUCUACGAAAAUUAUCUCAUCAAUAAUGAACAUCUUAUAAUAACUCAAUCUUUCGUUUACUAAAAUCGCUUUGAACUUUCAGUUUUUUAAUGAACAAUUUUGUCUUGAAAUUUUAAAUUAAAUCCUAGUUUUCCGAAACCUGCUAAUUUCCUGCAGAUCGAUGUAAUUACAUAUUUGAAUGUAUUUUUCAAUUACGAUUAACUUUGUUUUACAAGUUUGGAUUUUGCCAAAAAAAAGCUGCUUUUUUCUUGAGCCAACUUUUAAAAAACAUCGUUUACAGCUGAAAGAUCAAACUGAUGCUGCAAUUUAGUAGACAUACCUACUGUAUAUUAAUCACUUAUUUCGCUUUUCAUAUAUUUUCCUACAAAAAAGCUAGUGCUUUUUAAAAGUGAGAUAGAUAAUGUUAGUGAUAAUAAAUCACGGCUGUAAUGAAAUAUAGAAGUAGCAUAGUAUUUUGAUACAAUUGUUAAGUAUCCAAUAUUUUUCAGAAUAGCUUAGGUAUACAUAUAUCCACAACGAUUUCAAAUUGAACUUCAGUGACACGAUAAUUAUUGUUUACAUGACCAAUAGCUCAGCUUUUAAAUAAUAUUUAUUCGACUGAAUGAUUUAGGCUUGCUAAAUUUGCAUUCCACUUAAUAAUUAACUGUAUUUGAUAGAAUAGUUUAAUUCGGACCGUUAAAGUAUAUAAUUUGACCUCAUAAAUGUGGUUAAUCAAUUUGUGAGCUCAAUUCUAAAAGACUAAACUUGAAAACCUUAAGUACCUGUUUACUAAUUAAUUGAAGGAUAUUGUCAUUACAUCAUUCAAAUAAAUCAAUAAAAUGUACUACAUUAUUAUAGGUAUUGUAGUGCCUUUGGCAGGAUAAAUUUUGGUCUGAUUGCUAAAACAAUAAUUAUUUACGAAAAUUUACAUGAUAUAGAUGUUUUUGCAAGAAAUGUAUAAUUUUGUACUACAUGCUAGCUACUCAUAACGUGAACAUAUAAAUUAUAUACAAACCAAAGCUUUAGGAUUUAGAACUUAUCUGGAAAAAUACGUAAUACCUGUCCUUGAAAAGAUUGUUAAUUAUGCUCUUUCCCUACUAUUAAUUAUUUAUUUUAUAUUUAUUCGAUUACUAAACAACACUACGUACCGAUUUAAAAAUAUUUCUUUCUCAAAAUCAAACGUUUUUUGUGAAUUCUCAUGAUCACGGCGUACUUAAUGGUAUUUUAGAAGUAUGAUAUUAAGAGGUUUUUUCAACGCUUAGGAAUGAUUAUUCGUUAAAUCGGCAUACGUGAUGUAGGAAGGAUUAAAACGCAUUUUGCAGAAAAUACACGACCUAUUUAUUGAAAAUUUGUACUUUAUAUAAUACGAUUUUGUUCAUGUUGCAUUCCGUUUUCAUUAUACAUACAUCUAAGUAUAAUUUAUUGCACAUUUUUAUUUAUGUAUUAAUACGAAUAAAUAUGUUUUGUUUGUUUA